Messenger RNA from Symbiodinium sp. CCMP2592, 2100 nucleotides. The record is from the annotation of a GenBank genome assembly. NCBI's taxonomy places the organism in Eukaryota, Dinophyceae, Suessiales, Symbiodiniaceae.
AUGGAGUCCGUGGAAGAUGCCCUUAUCCCGCGAGCUGCUCAAGAAAUCCUGGGGUCCAGGUUUAGCCACUUCCCUCGGCUCCGCUGGACGAAACAGAUUUUUGCUGCCUGCGUGGUGACCCUCAUUCUUGUGGGAAAGACCAGUUUUCAAGAGGAGCCCCGCGCCCUUGCCAUUCGCAGAAAGCCCCCGGGCCUGCGCCUCUGGGAGCCUUUGGGAGACUGCGACUCUUCCGGGAGGCUACAUUUUCGCGAGGCACUUCACCGCAACCUGGGCGGCUUCGGCCCAGACGACGGCGAAGAGAGCAUCGUCUACAGGCUCACAGGUGAAAACGGCACAGAGGUCGAGAUGGUGCUUGUAGCACUGAACCAGGAUUUCAACCCUUGGCAUGCCAAAAAGAUGGGCAUUCGAGAUGGUUUCGCCGUCCUGUCUACGGUGGCGUCCAGCCAGCUCGUCGCCAACGUGAGUUUCCGAGAUCCAGAGACCCGGGAUCCCAUGAUUCUGCCUCAGUUUGCCCUGUCCUUCUACGACAUGAACUGGAAGCACAAGGUCGACAGCAAGAAGGUGGUGAGGGUCCUUGAUGUCUCCGGUAAUUGGACUGAUGCGAUUCGAUCGAACGACUCCUCGGUUGAUGUUCAUCAGAACAUGAACGCCGGUAGCAUCGUCUUGUCUGCGUCGGAACGGGCGGAAGCCCUGGAUGGCCCUUCGGAUCCGAAGAACCUAAGCCCCGAGCACUUGAAGCGAAGCGUCUCGGUGCGUUUCUCGAAUCUUCAGAGCUUCAAGCUUCAGCUCGAGACUGGCGAGCGGGACAACCAUCAGCUGUUUCAGUUCACUCCGGAAGCAGCUUUGCUGUGCUCAACUCCUACUGGACGUACAGCAGCGAUUUCCAUCCCAAAUCGCUGGCUCGAGAAACCCUUGGCAGAAGAUCGCGGCCAGAUUGGGCUUCGUGCGGACGGGUCUGCUUUCCAGCAAUGGUUCGUCGCCCGUGGUGAUGUAGUGGACAAAGGAGAUCAGUUGUAUAGCGUAAUGGACUCCGGCAGCCUGCGAAUUGUGCCAUCACCCGCUUACGGCCAGGUGGUAGAGAUGCUCUCUGAUUUACUGCCAGGGGAUGUUCUAAAGCCUGGCAUGAGGCUGAUGAUCAUCCAGAGGCGGAGCCGUAUACUUUGGUCUACUCUUGGGUGGAUUAUGGCUGGAUGCGGUUGUGCCGGAGUGCUGAUCGCAGCGGCCUGGUGCGGCUCCUAUUCACCCGCAGAGCCUCCGCCACUUGUUCUGGACGAAGAUGACUUCCUCGUGCUCGAGUUCAGGACGCCCACCGGGUGGAUGCAAACGGGCGUUUGGAAGCAUCAGCCUCUCGGUCUCGGCUUUCACAAAUCGCUGCCUGCCAUUGUGGCCUUUGUGGGCGAAGAAGCGGGGCGUUCCGGGGUGCUGGAGGGGGACGAGCUCGUCAGACUUGGCACCGAAAAGCUCGGGCUGCGCCCGAUCCGGAGCAAGUCCUACGAUGAGUUCUGGUCGCAGCUCAGCGGCUUGGUUUCUCAACUUCCUGAGCUGCCCCGAUUGAUGUUGGAGUUUGAGACGGUCGGCGGAAGGUCUCGGAUGUUGGAGUGGAAGACGAAGCCUCUCGGCCUUGCCUUCGGCAAAACGCCGGUAGUGAUGGAGGUGCAUGAAGAGGCUCUCCACAUGAACGUUCGAGUGGGCGACAAGCUGACAGGGUACGGAAUGGACAAAAACAUGCUGCUUCCAGUGGAAGGCAAGCCCUUCGACGAGGUCCUAAACGACAUCCACGGUCACAUGGCAGACUUUCCAACUGCGGUUCGCAUGAUCUGCGUGUUCGAGCUUCCGGACAAGAGCUUGAGAGAGUUCAUGUGGCACGCAAGGCCUCUGGGCCUCUCUUUUGGCACUGCCUCACCGCCCGUGGUCUCCAAAGUCGAACGUCCAGCGGACGUGAAAGGCAUAAAGGAAGGCUACAUUUUGCGACGCUUCGGAAGUGAUUAUCGCAGCCUGGAGGCAACAGAAGAUCAAAGCACCAGCAAGAUCCUCGCCGACAUGCAGAAGUUUGCAAACUUGUUACCCGAUGCCACCAUGCAAGAUGUAAAGGAAUGGUGA